GAACUUCGUUGUUGGUGUUGUGAAUGUGUUACUUGGAUACUGCUUCAAAAAAUAUUUAUUUUCACAAGAUGCAUUUGGCAGGGUGGAUCCUUGCGGUGGCACUAGUUUUUGGGACCUUAAAUCUCAAGAUCACAUCCGCGGGACCUCUCCAUGCACAAUGCAAAGUAGAAUGGUAUUUUGGGAUCCCCUGUAGACAGGUCUAUGAAGGUCUGGUCACUCAGAUCAAGCAUUGGAGAACCAUGUCCAGCUGUGUGAUGGGGGGACAGAGGUGCCUCUACAAGCUCCAGGCAGCCUCUAUCCACUUCAUAGCAGCCAAACACACCACACCAUUUAAGAAGACUGUCGAUGACCUGACGUUCCGUCUGGUCUCCUUUGAGUUCUUCACCCACUGUCACGUCUCAGCCAUGUCUGUCUCAGAGAGCUGGUAUGCCAUUAGAGAUCACGGCACAAACUACUGCAACCUUUAUAAUCUCAUGGAAGGAAGUGGCCUUACAGAUGCCCCUGGAUACAAAGAGUUAACGAGUGACUUCCUGUGUACCCAGCGGUCCUCUGCUGACUGCACUGUAUACUGACACCAUGAUGGCCCAUGGUUCAUAUUGCAUGGCAACAGCUUGCUCACCGUCAGAUCAUUCCUCAUCAUCUGCCAGUGUUAGCAGCACCGCAUUUUAUACACACACUGCUUUUGUUUCCUUAGAGGUCUUCUUUUUUUAUUUGAUCCAUUCAUUCUUAUGCUGUAUCUUUUUAUCCUUUUUAUUUUUUUUAAUGAAGCAAUGAAGUCAAAAGGUUCAAGUAAGGAGUAGUGAGGUAAAAGUUUCAUCUGUAAGGUCUUUCCUGCUGUCUCAAGCCGGGAGAAAACGUAGUUGUAAAUAUAGUUCUCCUUUCGUUCUAUACCUCUUGAGGUGAGUCGCGUUCUGAGGGGCAUCGUUCUUUUUGACACCUAAACCAGUUUUCCUCUUAAAAGCAAUGGUGCCGGGGUAAAAAAACAAAACACAGUGAGCUAUGUGAAUUGCAGGGCAGGUUUUUAUUAGCACAGCAAUAUGGUCAGCUGGGCUUUGCCAUCCAUCACAGCGAAGGCUUUUCAGAUCACUGCUAGAAGACACUUUGCCACGGACAUCAAUGUCUAUGGCUGCAUCCCAAAUGUCAACGUAUUCCCUAUAUAGUGCACUGGUUUUGACAUAGGCCCACAGGGUGCACUUUAUAGGUAGAGGGUGCCAUUUGGGAGUUAGACAAUCUAUGCUUUAGUUUAGCCAUAUAGCUUUCCUCUCUUGCCAAUAGGUGGCAGUGUCUGCAAGCUCCUUUGUCUUGUUACGGUUAUCUGCACAAAUUGACUUUUUAUUAUCAUUAAACCACAGCAAUUCCAAUAUUUCAAAGAAAAGUUGUAUGCAUUUCACUAUGGAUAGAGAAAGUGGACUAGGAAGAGAGCAGGCAUUGCAUAAAGACUAUUGCUUUGAUUUUUCAUUUUUCCAGCACAUACGAACCACCACGCUUCACAGCUUAAGGGCAUAGAUUUCCCUGCUUUCUGAAGAAGUGUAACAUAACCGAAUGAUGUGUACUCAAAGAGAUCAACGAAUUGUUUAAUUCUGAUAGUAAGUAGACUAUUAUUUUCUGUGACUGUGUUAUCCAAUAUAAUGAUUGAAUUGAAACAGCUCUUCAGCUAACACGGACACUACGGUAAUAUCAGGGUUUAAAUUGGGAUAGUGGUCGUGGAACUGACUUCAAAAUGAAUAGGCUCUGAGAGAUCAUUUUUAAUUGACAGUUUUAUGUCCAUCUGACAGUUAGCAUCGUCCUGUCCUCCAUCCAAAUGUGGAUGAACGCUGUUCCACUUCAUAUUCCAUCCAGUCCAAUUUAACAGCUGUUUAUUUAAUGUGUAUGUUGUAACACAUGCAAAUAGUUUUUGUUUUAGGUGUGUCAAGUUACAGAUAUUUUGAAAGCAUGGCCAAACUCUCGUUCACUAUGUUUUUUUGGGGGAACAGGAUGUAUUAUGACUCCUUCCCUGUGGCAUCAGUAUUUUGGAGUGCAUAUGAUCCUACGCUGUGUGCAUAUGAUCCUAUGCUGUGUGCAUAUGAUCCUACUCUGUGUGCAUAUCUUCAUGCGUACGUUGUUGUAUGUGCCCUUUCAACGGGUGCUUUACAUGGUUAGACAGGACAGGCCCAUGACAGUGCAUUCCCUUUUCCUGCCCACAUAACACAAACAGUGGUGAAUUCCCUCUUAUUAAAACUGAAAUGACCCCAAAAACUCAUAGCCUGGAAUCUAAACUGAUAUGCUCAAUUUCACCAUUAAAACAGAACAUAUCAGUUUGGAUUCCAGGCUAUCAAAAUCCUGCCCAAAACAACGAUUUUGACAAGGGGCCCCAGGGCCAUCAGGGGCCUUAUAGUCCCUGUCUGAGAUGUCUGCCUGGUGCUAUGUCCGAAAUGCCACCCUAUUCCCUGUAUAGUGCACACAUUUUGAUGAGAACCCUAUGGGCCUUGAUCAAAAGUAGUGCACUACAUAGGGAAUAGGGUGCCAUUUGGAAGGAAGCCAUGACAAGGUCCAGAGUGGCAGGGGGACGAGGUAAUCACAGGCUGUGUAUUGAACAAUAUUGAGAAGCACAACAAUACCAUCUAUAAAUCACCAUUGAGAGUAUGAGAGCCACGCUGGAUCCAGGAUCUCAAGGACAAAACAGGCUGUCCCCUCUAGCCGGAAGGGAACCAACCUUGUAAAAAGUGUCUGCUCGCUUUAUACAAGGCAGUGUUAUUGUUGUGGACUGUAACCCACAUACUACCUUGCCUUAAUGGUUAAACUGUUAGGAUUUGUUUUGGUGUAAUUCACAAUUAAAUAUAGUUGAUGCA
Molecule: messenger RNA, 2828 nt
Organism: Oncorhynchus gorbuscha (pink salmon)
Lineage: Eukaryota; Metazoa; Chordata; Actinopteri; Salmoniformes; Salmonidae
Exons: 5
Coding region: 24-572 (182 amino acids)
Source: RefSeq, a predicted model, not a curated record